Molecule: messenger RNA, 339 nt
Organism: Striga hermonthica
Lineage: Eukaryota; Viridiplantae; Streptophyta; Magnoliopsida; Lamiales; Orobanchaceae
Source: the annotation of a GenBank genome assembly
AUGAAGCAAAUUCAAGAAUCACAAGGAAGAAAAAAAGCUAGUGUCCAAGAAGAUAUGAAGAUGUGGGAUUGUGGCAGCCCAUUAUAUGAUUCAUAUGAAUUAGUUGCUGUUAGCAACAUCAUUGAGAGACAUUUCAUAAUAUUGCCAAACUACCUCCGUGAAUCGAGAAAGGUGGCAGCUUUUGUCCCGGCGGCGCUGACCUCAUCGGCGGUAACGAAUCCGGUGGCCAACCUACUGGCAGUUGUAUCCGGCGGCAAAGAAGUGAAAGAGAGAGGGAGGCAGAAAAAAAUUGGGAUUGCCAAGUUUUUCAGCUAUGUGAAAAGCCCAUGGAAGAAAUAA